GUCUUCCACACAUAUCAACAACCAUGAGCGACUCAAAAGUCAUCAUCCUCACCGGAGCAGUAAGUCCGAUCACAAUUCCCCUAAAAUCCACAAUUGCUACAUCGCACCCCUUAUAAGCGCACACAAUUCUCCUUGGUCGCGUUUGUAUCUUCGUUGAAUACUCCAACUCAGCCCAUGCUCAUGAUUUGAUAUGUGUAGUACUGACGCAAAAUGACAUAGAGCCGUGGAAUCGGUCUAGCUAUCGCUCAAUUCCUACUCAAAGCAUCGCACAAGCUUGUCCUUGUCGCACGAACGGCGGAACCUCUUGAGAAGCUGAAGAAGGAAUUUCCGGGUCAAGUUGAGGUUCUUGUUGCUGACUUGGCGGAUUUUUCGGUAUGUUUCUUCCGAUUUAUAUUGAGAAUCUGCUCUAUGUAUGUAGAUCGCGUGGGGUUAUGAUUUUAUGUAAAGAGUUGUCAUACGGGUGCCAUUUGUGAUGGUCAUUUUUUGAUGUCGUUUUUUCGUCCUCCUUCUUUUCGCUUCUCUUGUCUCUUUUUUUAAUUGAGAUGAAUACUGUACUAUACAGCGUGUCUGCUCUUGGGAACAUAUCGAAUCCGAACCUUUAGCUGUCAAAAGUUCCCCAACAUUGCACAUUUACUCCCAUCACAAAUUCGCAAACACCAUUUCCUUACCAACAGACAUCUCAUUCAUCUCGACUCCUUCAACCUCACGGUUUCUUCCAUCAAAAGAUUAACACCCACCCCACAGAACGGCCAAAAAGCAGUCGAUCUCUGCCUCAAAUCCUUCACCAAACUCGACUCCCUAAUCCUCAACCACGGAACCCUAAGUCCCGUAGCAAGAAUAGCAGACAGCACACCCGAAGAAUGGAGAUCAUUAUAUGACACCAAUUUCUUCAGUGCCCUCUCAUUCGUAUAUCCACCCUCCCCUUGCCAAAUUCUCAAAGCACUCGAUAAGUACUAAUAUGGUCAUGUUAAUAAGAUCACAGCAGCAAUCCCAUCAUUACGCGAAACGAAAGGUCGAAUAAUAACCACCUCUUCCGGCGCAGCAGUAAAUGCGUACUCAACAUGGGGUGCUUACGGAUCUUCAAAAGCGGCUUUACAUCAUUUAGUCAUGACGUUGAAGAAUGAGGAGCCGGAUAUUGUGUCGAUUUCUGUGAGACCUGGGGUUGUUGAUACUGGUAAGUUCGCUCCAUCUCUUCCACAGAUCACUUCCAAAUGCAAUGCCCUCUUCCCUUCCUAGUCUACUUCAACUCUCCCACCCAUCCCAUUCCCUACAAUCAAUCUUUCCACCCUUACACCUAUUCCCAUCAACCUACCCGCCCAACCCCCAACCCCCAAUCCACAAAUCAAACACACUCUAAACCAUAAACGUACGAAACUUAAAAAUCCCCCACCAAUCCUAGACAUGCAAAAAGAAGUCCGCUCCCACGCCCAAACCAUGGAUCCCAACGACGUCUCCAAAUUCAAAAGCCUCUACGAAUCCGGGAAGCUCUUGAGACCCGAGCAGCCAGGGAAUGUGAUUGCGAAGUUGGCUAUUGGGGCUGGGAAGGAACUGGGUGGGUUGUUGUUGAGGUUAGUUCCUUUCCGUUUUUUCUCUUUUUGGAGAUGAAAGGGUUUGAGGUUUUGAGAUUUGAAGGAAGCGGGGCUUGGAGAUGGUAUGUGAUUUUGGGAUGAUACUGAUGCUGAUGAUAUGUAGUUGGAAUGAUAAGGAGCUUUCUGAGUUCCAGGAUUGAUUGGCAGUGGGGGGAAGUGUGAUGAGGGAUAGGGGGUA
Molecule: messenger RNA, 1767 nt
Organism: Hymenoscyphus albidus
Lineage: Eukaryota; Fungi; Ascomycota; Leotiomycetes; Helotiales; Helotiaceae
Source: the annotation of a GenBank genome assembly